Stereum hirsutum FP-91666 SS1 is the source of this 1203-nucleotide messenger RNA. RefSeq lists its product as uncharacterized. The record is from RefSeq and is a predicted model, not a curated record. Lineage: Eukaryota; Fungi; Basidiomycota; Agaricomycetes; Russulales; Stereaceae. The transcript has 5 exons. Bases 1 to 1203 code for a protein of 400 amino acids.
AUGGUAUUUCGUGCCCUAGAACGGAAGGAGCACGAAUGUGUACCUGCACAAGCGAAGGCGUCCGACAAGACCCCACAUAAGGUCCCAACGAUCAGAGUCGCCUUUUCUCAGGCUGUGCGCGAUUCUUCCUCCUCACCACGUCUCACGGCUCUGUCCAGGUCUCUCCCGAAGAUAUUCGUCGACAUGGCUGAGUGGUGGGAGACGGACCCGGAGACUGCGUCAUGGUACAAGCAUACACUGUCCCUAUUGGACGAUAGCUCUAGUGACCUUGAAUAUCCAGUCCUGAAGCUGCGCGCUGAGUUGUUAGGGACCACCGAGGCGGAGCAAGAGAGUGCACAGAAAAGGGAUGUCACGUAUGAUGAUGUACAGCCGAUGACGGAAGAUGCUCGCGAGGCCAUGAAGAGUGCUGUCAUGAACAUGCACUGCACUUACGGUGUAUUCAGCGAUUGGAUGGACGAAUUACAGAAGUCGUCAUCUAAUAGGCCAUCCAGUCUCGAGCUCAAGUUGAUGGACCUUGUCACAAGGCUCAAGAACGGCUCUUCCAUUACCCUCUCAGCGACCAAAGACAUCGUCAAAUCCCACCAAAUAUUCACUCGCUGCGUCGCGGAUAACUUCGAACGCUCCACCGACAGCGGGGUCAUGGUUUACGACAUCGAGAUCAAAAGGCUCGCCAAUGAUAUCGACGAUCUGUCCGCCAAGGUUUCCGCCAGUGUUAAUACCAUGCGCGAAACGUUGAAGGAGCUCGUCGAGACGGUAGAGACCGGGCAGAAGAAGAACAAGAGGACCUUGUCGAGAACCAAAACGUGGAUGUGGCUGAGGAAGAUUGUUCAGGUGUUUUCUACACUCCUUAUGGCGGCUGCGACGAUCAGCAAAGUCGCAUUUCAGUCGGCGGACCGUGGGAUGGAGUUCUCUGUGGGGGCAGAUGUGCUCAAAGGCGCAGUAGUCCUGAUGGAGAAGAAGGAAUUGACGCCUCCCAGCGCACGAGACUUCGAUAAUAUCCUUCAGAGUUUGAAGGAGAAGAUCCCGGAGCAGGCGAAAGAUGCAGAGAAAACCCUCUCGAGGUUCCAAGAAUGUCAUCGGAUUGUGCAGCUGCAGGUGCAAAUCAAGGACGGAGAGAGUCUGAGGAUCGCAAAAGACAUUGCGAAGCAGCUACAGCGUGGGUGGGAGAUAAGCAAUGCCCGGAUGAUGCUGAUUCAAGUGUAG